Plasmopara halstedii is the source of this 744-nucleotide messenger RNA. Its product is annotated as gammasecretase subunit aph. Gene Ontology annotation, biological process: protein processing; positive regulation of catalytic activity. The transcript is spliced from 2 exons. Gene Ontology annotation, molecular function: protein-macromolecule adaptor activity. Gene Ontology annotation, cellular component: gamma-secretase complex; membrane; endoplasmic reticulum. The record is from RefSeq and is a predicted model, not a curated record. NCBI's taxonomy places the organism in Eukaryota, Oomycota, Peronosporomycetes, Peronosporales, Peronosporaceae. The coding region runs from base 1 to 744 and encodes 247 amino acids.
AUGGCGCUGCACGACGGACCGGUAAAUUGGCCGCUCUUCUUUGGCUGUAUCCUUAUCGGUUUCGGUCCACUCGCUGCGCUCUUCUUUUUCGUUGUAGCCAAACGUGCACAGUUGGUAAUUUUGGCGCUUAGUGCGGCUUUCGUGUGGCUUGUAGCAAUUCUCGUUACGGCUACGUUAUGGCAUCUUAUACCACCCUUAAAGACGUCACUGUCGGCUACGGUGCCAGUUGGUGUCGUAGUGCAAGAAGCUUUUCGUAUGCUUUUCUUUUAUCUCUAUACACGUACAGAGAAGGCAGUUAAACGCGUGACAACGUCUUCACAUCAACUUCCACUUAAUGACAUUACAUCGUCUCUCGCUGGAGGCGUAGGCUUCUCUGCUAUGCACGCGCUGCUCAUGUUUGGCAGUCUCGUCGGAUCAUCAACAGGCUCACGUGGUGCUGCCUUUUCAUCCUCGUGCGAAAGUAUUCCACUCAUCUUUUCAGCUGCCCUCUCUACACUUGCACUCACGGCACUAGACGUGGCUCUCAUGGUCGUUGCAUUUGAUGGCUACCGCAAACGAUCUGUGCUAAUCAUUACUGUUGUUUUUGGUAUUCACAUGGGUGUCGCUCUAUCGGCUCUGGCCAACAUGGACACGAACGGUUGCUAUAUCUCUAUUCCUGUCCAUUACGCCGGCGCUGUCUUAGCCUGUGCCGGAGCUGUGAUGAUUUUAUGGCGCUCAAAGAGACUAGCUAUAGAUGCUAAAUGA